This is a messenger RNA of Caenorhabditis auriculariae, 2092 nucleotides long. The record is from the annotation of a GenBank genome assembly. Lineage: Eukaryota; Metazoa; Nematoda; Chromadorea; Rhabditida; Rhabditidae.
AUGGGACGCGAUUCGGACGUGUGGGGGGCAUUUCUAGUGACCACUUUAGUAGCCUCAGCUCUCGUGAUCCCUAGAAUCGCCCAGAAACGUCCGGAGCACGUCCUUUUCGCGUUCCCAAUGUCCGAGUAAUUUUUCAACUUUCUUAAUCAGUAGAGCGCUUUUCACCGAAACACCAGACGGCGAUCGGACCCUUCUUCAAGAAGGUAUACCCGGGCUUUUUCAAAAAAAUUUCUUAACUGUUUCACUAUCCAAAUUCAUAAUCUACGUAAACAUAACCCAUGUAUCAGAAAUUGAUUCUUUGUGUUUUGAUCAAAUAAGUUCACUCGCAGAUUAGAUUCCAAAAGGAAUUAUGUAUGCACAUGAUUGACCGAAGCCUAUUCGCAGUAGUGACAUUUUUUAGUCUGAAAUUAAAGGAAACGUACAAGUCUAGAAAAUUCAUGUGGUUUUCAACUUUCAGUCGAUCUUCAACGCUUUUGUAUCUUUCGUUAUAACGCAGAUAUGAUUUUUUUUUUCAGUGGCGCCGAUGAAAUACAGUAACUGUUCAACCUUCCUCUCGUUCCGAACUCAAAAGUUAACGAGGUAAGUCGCAAAAGGUAUUUCAAUGAAGUGAUGUUGCCAUAAAGAGUUUCAAUUAAUUUAAUUUCUGUGCGGUGCAAACUGACACUUAAGACAGAAGAAAAGUUAAAUUUGAUGAGAUUAGAAAAUAAUUAAAAAUAAAAUUCGUUUUCAAAAGUAAAGAAGUCGACUUUUCUUUUGUUUUUGAAAAAUUGUUGCAUCGAAAGUUGUAAAAAUUUGCUAAUUUUUUUAAUUAAACUAAUUUUUUUAAUUGAUUCGUCAAAAAAAUUUUUCUUUUUCUGGAAGAAACAAAUAGAGAUAUCAGAAAGAGUUUGAAUUACAUAUAUAUUUUUUGCGUCCAGUUUGAUGAAUGUUUCUCGGCUCAUCAUUUAAACGCUGCUGUUCUAAAAUUUUAGUGCUCUCUGGUUAUACUUACCACUUGGUUAGUUAUCAUUCGAGGUCCUAUUCCCAAGUCUCGUCUACGUAUCUCGUCCAUUGCAUCAUCGAGCGAUGUAGUGAUAAUUUACUUUCUUGAUUUCUAAACGUGAGGGAAAAAUUAUUGAAAAAGGAUAGACUUUUUACGGCAUCGAAAACUCUUACUUCACCAAUAAAGUUCUGAAACGAUGCAAAAAGUAACUUUGGAAAGUUUUAAACAAUUCAUCAAAGGCAGGAUGUCUUUUUUUCGUUUUUUUUGCUAAUUGAUCUAUUUGCUUUAUUAAUAUCAAAAAAACUAGAAAUAGUUCACAUAUGGCGUUUUUUUUCCAAAUUGAUCAAAAAAAUACCUUCUGUCAAUAUUGACUUGAUUGGAUUCUCCGACCUUCAUAAAAUCGAUUAACAAAAAGGUAAAAAAUUUGAAAAUGAGCUCCAAAAAUAAUCCGCAUACCAGUGGAAUGUUUUAUGGCACACAGCCUCUGGCAAAGGCUCUGAUCCGGUGGCCGGUUUUCCUUUUGAAUAUAGUAACAGAGAGGAAUCAUUGGUAGAGCUGUGAGAUGGCGUUGGCCUGAAUUUAUUAGUCAGCCUUGUUGAAUUUUCAAGAUGCUCGAACGGUUACUAUUUUUUUUUUCAACUUCAAAAACGAGCUACCCAAUCAAAGGUUACCUGAAAAGUUGUUCUGAGAUAUAACAGUCCAUACUUUUUGUAUCGGAAGACGUUGACCAAGUUCUCUGCGCGUCCGCUGUCUUUCAACGAUGCUAAUUCCUAUAAACUAACAAGUGUUUAUCCAGAAAAUUCGACGAGUCAUUCAGGGCUACUGCCAAGUCGAGAUUGCCACUUGAAGUACUCAAAGUGUUCAAAAAACAUCGUUUGGAAAUAUACAAUACUCAUUCAAGCCCCUUUUCGGUCGGUUGUUUUUUGGCAUCGACUUGAAUUGUUUUUGGUUUGUCAGAAAUUGUUUCCAAAACUUUUUGAAACGGCGUUCAAGAUCGAUCGGAGACUGUGUCUGCUCCGAAAUGGGCUGUUUUUCUUUUCUCUCAAUUCCUUGGAAAUUCAUCCUUCAAUCAAAGUUUCGAGCGGUCUAGUCGAGACAGUUUCUCACUGA